AUGUUCCUUGCUUGGUUCCAAGCGAAUAAGUUGUACCCUGAAGCUAGAAAUUUGAGGUAUGGAGAGUUUCCACAGAAAUUUGUGUAUAAGGAAAAAACUCGCUGUUGGAUGCCGAGAAAGAUAGGAUUCUCGAUCGGAAGGGUUACCAAUGUACCGCCGGGCAGGGGUGAAGACUAUUACUUGAGACUGUUGUUGAACUUUCAAAGAGGUUGCACGUGUUACGAUGAUCUUAGGAAAGUCGAGGAUCACGUCUACCCAACUUUCAAAGAUGCGUGCUUUGCGCUUGGACUACUAAAUGACGACAAGGAGUACAUAGCUGGCAUAAAUGAGGCAAACGAGUGGGCCAGUGGUGACUAUGUGAGACGAUUAUUCGUCGUACUUUUGGUCGCAAAUAAUAUGAGCAGACCGGAACAUGUGUGGGAGUGUUGCUGGAAAGAAUUCGCCGAGGAUAUUGAGUACAGACUGCAACAACGUCGUAUCAAUUCAGGUCCACCUGUGUCAGACGAUACUCUGAGAAAUUACGCUUUGAUCGAAAUAGAAAAUAUAUUGCAAAGCAACAGCAAAAGCCUGAGUAACUUUCCCCCAAUGCCGAUUCCAAUUGGGUCGAUGACGGACGACACGGUAAAUAGAUUAGUUCUCGACGAGUUGGACUAUGACGUUGAUGCUAUGCGUGAAGAACUUAAGAAAUACCUUUCAUCCAUUACUGAUGAGCAGAAAAAAGUGUUCGAUGAUGUCAUGCAUGCUGUUACAAAUGACAGAGGUGGACUGUUCUUUCUUUAUGGGCAUGGAGGAACGGGAAAGACUUUCAUAUGGAAAACUCUAUCGGCUGCUAUCCGUUCAAAAGGAGAAAUAGUUAUAAAUGUUGCUUCCAGUGGUAUUGCUUCGCUUCUACUUCUAGGUGGCAGAACUGCUCAUUCUAGAUUUGGACUGCCAAUAAUUGUACAUGAGAGCUCCACAUGCAGCAUCAAACAACAGAGCCCACAUGCAGAAUUGUUGUCUAGAGCAAAGCUAAUCAUAUGGGACGAGGCACCGAUGAUGCACAUGUACUGUUUCGAAGCACUCGACAAAACAAUGAAAUCUAUAUUUGAUUCAGAUAUGCCAUUCGGAGGCAAGGUUGUAGUGCUUGGAGGGGACUUUCGGCAAAUUCUGCCAGUUGUGUUGAAAGCGUCGAGACAAGACAUUGUGCAUGCUACAAUCAAUUCAUCACCGUUGUGGAGGCAAUGCAAGGUUAUGAAGUUAAACAAGAACAUGAGACUUGAGUCGUCCUCCUCUUCCGCCAAUGCAGAUAAAAUAAGAGAAUUUGCGGACUGGAUAUUGAGAAUCGGCAAUGGCUAUGCUGGCGAGAUAAAUGACGGUGAUGCCACAAUUGAAAUUCCCGAUGACAUGCUGAUUCGGAAUUCUGCAGAUCCCUUUUUGGAUCUUAUAGAGUUUGUCUAUCCCGAUCUGGUGACCAACCUUUUCACUCCCAAGUAUUUCGAAGGCAGAGCAAUCCUUGCACCCACUAAUGAAAGUGUCGGUUUUGUGAACGAUCAUUUUUUGUCGAUCAUAGCUGGAGAGGAGAAGCAUAAGUUGACAUUGAAAAGAGGUGUUCCCGUUAUGCUCAUCAGAAAUAUCGAUCAGGCCAGAGGAUUGUGCAAUGGAACAAGGCUUCAGAUUAUUAAUAUGGGAAAACACGUUCUCAACUGCAGGAUCCUGUCCUGUAAACAUGUUGGUGAUAUGGUGUUCAUUCCUAGAAUGACUUUGGUACCGUCCAACUCUGCAUUGCCUAUUAAAUUCCAGCGACGUCAGUUUCCGCUGAUGGUAUCAUUCGCAAUGACAAUCAAUAAAAGUCAAGGACAAACUCUUUCUCACGUGGGCAUGUACUUGCCGAGACCUGUUUUCAGUCACGGACAGCUCUAUGUCGCACUCUCGAGGGUUAAGAGUCGAAGUGGCAUAAAGAUUUUGAUUAACUCGGAAUCUGGUGAUACGACCAAUGUUACAAAUAAUGUUGUAUACAAGGAAGUUUUUCAGCGUAUAUGA
Molecule: messenger RNA, 2019 nt
Organism: Erythranthe guttata (spotted monkey flower)
Lineage: Eukaryota; Viridiplantae; Streptophyta; Magnoliopsida; Lamiales; Phrymaceae
Source: RefSeq, a predicted model, not a curated record